AUGUCUAAUUAACCAUUUCAAGUAUAUUUGAGAAUCAAACCUUUAUUAGAGAGCAGGUAAAAAGUGCAUGCUUAUUCAUUUAGUACAGAAACUUUAAUUGAAGAUUUGAAUGACAAUAGAAUUGUAAUAAGAAAAGAUGGUAAAAGUAGUAAAUCCUUUGUAUUCGACAAGAUAUUCAGUGGUGUUCAAAAUAAUGAGGAUAUUUUUGAUCAAUCAUUAAGACAUAAUCUGGAUCACUUUGUUGAAGGUUACAACACAACAAUUUUAGCAUACGGAAUUACUGGUUCAGGUAAAUCUCACACUAUUUUCGGAAACGAAAAAGACGAAGGAUUGUCAUUUAAAUGCAUAAACUAUUUGGUGAACAGAAUGAAGUACAUGAGUCCAGAAGCUAAUGUCUCAAUGGAAAUGAGUUUUAUCGAAGUCUACAAUGAAACUAUUCGAGAUUUGAUGUCAGACUAGCCAAAACCUCUCAUGAUUAUGCAAGACAAUCAAAAGGGGUCCUAUAUUCAAGGCCUAUAAACAAUUAAAAUUAACAGCAUAAAUGAUGUAUUGUAUUGUAUAAACAUCGCCAAUUAAAAUCGGAGUUUAGCCUAAACCAUAUACAAUGUGUAUUCGUCAAGAUCACAUGCAUUAAUAUAAUUUAACUUAUCUUAUUGUUUUGAAGGAUAAACCAUUACACCAAAACUCUUUAUAGUUGAUCUAGCUGGAUCGGAACGUGUCUAUUAGGAUCAAAAGAGUAAGAAUCAAUAGGAGGGUUCAAAUAUCAAUAGAUCACUUUUAGCCUUGAGCAAUUGUUUGACUAUCUUGUCUGACAAAUCAAAGAAAAAUCAGCAUAUUCCAUAUAGAAACUCAAAAUUAACCAGAUUGCUACAGGAUUCUUUGGGUGGAAAUACUAGAACUAUAAUGAUCUCUUGCAUAUAGUAAAAUAAAUGUCAAUAUGAUGAAAUAUUAAACACUCUUUAAUAUAGUAGCAGAGCCACUCAAAUAAAGAAGUAAGUGUAAAAAUCUUUGCAUCAAUAAAUAAGUGAGGAAAAGAUCAUGAUUCCUUCAAAUAUCAACGAUUCUGAGAUGAGUACUAAACAGUUGUAUUUAACUAAAAUCUACAAUGACAUUUACAGUAAUAUUGAAGAGUAUCACGAAAUUAAUAAUUCGCUUAUUGAAAUACAAAACAAUAUUCUUUAGAAUCAGUAUCAAAUAGAGGAAAUCUAUUCUAUGAGUUUGUAAAAUAAUCUAAAUUCAAUAAAUGACGAUUAAAUGUAUCAUAAUCUAAUGAUUGCUCAAAAAUAAAAUCAGGAAAUCGAAUAAUAAUUACAAAAUGCGUUAAAAGUCAAUUUAAAAUAAAAGCAACUUCAGAAAUCCCUAUUGCUUCAAAUAACAGAGGAAUAAUAAUAAUACAUAGAUUAUUGGAAAAUCAAGUAUGAGGAAUCACAAAAAGAAAUAUCUGACUUGAAAUAAGUUCUAUGCACAAAAAAUGAGGAUAUAAAUUCAAAGGAAUCCUAAAUAUAAUCUUAGUAAUUAUUGUUAGAAUAAAUAAAGACUAAAAAUCCAUCCUUAUAUACAACUAAUAAUGACUCUGACUGCUCAUAUCCUUCAUCAUUUGCCUCAUCUACAAGUACUUCGUAAAUCAAAAAGAAAUCAUCGUUAACUCAUCUAAACAUUCAAAACACUUUAUCCUAAUAAUCCUAAUUAUUUGACAUGAUCGAUCGACCAAGAUUUUCAAACUUAUCUCAUAUAAAGUAAAUACUGGCAUCUAGAGAACGUUCUCCAGUAAAUUCAAUAUUCAGAUAAUCUCCAAUCAGAUCCCCUUUAAGAAAAAAACCAUCAAUUCGAAAUAUUACCUCUAUAUCGAAAGUAGAACAAUCAGAGAUCUCUUAGAUUUCCUCAAUAAAAAAAUCCAGACUUAUUAAUGAUCCAUAAAUAACAACUAUCAACCUAUACGGAAGUCAGUACAUAAACUUGAUAGACAAAGAAAAUAUUUCAUGAUAUUAUUAUUUUAUAACUUAAA
Messenger RNA from Paramecium tetraurelia, 2005 nucleotides. RefSeq lists its product as uncharacterized. The record is from RefSeq and is a predicted model, not a curated record. NCBI's taxonomy places the organism in Eukaryota, Ciliophora, Oligohymenophorea, Peniculida, Parameciidae. The transcript is spliced from 7 exons. Gene Ontology annotation, biological process: microtubule-based movement; mitotic spindle organization. Gene Ontology annotation, molecular function: microtubule binding; microtubule motor activity; ATP binding.